UGAUUUGCUGUAUAUACGUGUUGGAAAAAGAUCGGUAGUGCAGAGAGUCUCUUCUUCUUAUCAGCAUUGCCACGCCUAGUAUCAUCCAUUAGGUUGUCACAUACAUUACAACAGCAGUGCCAAUUCUUCUACUGAGGCUAACACAAAGGAUCUGCAUAACAAGACGGUGUUUGGUGAGGCAAUCAAAAUACCGAAGAUUCCCCACGAAAAGGUGGUACUUGCAUACUUUCGGUACAUUUUGUAUCGUAAACUAUGAUUGUGCCGUUAUUUGUUGUGUUUGUGGCGAACCUUGGAUUGUGCCAUGGUUACUGCACGUCCGACGAAUCUUGUUGGCCCAGUUCCUCGCGACAAGCACAGCUGAAGGCGUCAUUGAGCGGAAAGCUUUAUCUUACAGGCGACACCAAUUUUUCUGCAAUAGCGAAAGUCGUUUACAAUACACGAUAUGCUGAAAAACCCGCCAUCAUCGUUGAACCCUAUACCGACCAGGAUGUCCAGAAGGUGAUUGUCUUCGCCAACGAAUUCAACAUUAGGAUCUCCGUGGUGUCUUCCGGCCACGAUUACAUCGGGAGGAACACCGCCGCCAACAAUAUACAGAUCAACAUGAGCAAGAUGAAGUAUCUCAAAGUGAACCUCAAUGACUCGGCCAGCGACACUGGGAUGUCUGCCACCACAGAGAUGGGGAACUUCUGGGGGGCAAUAUACGAGGAGGUCAGUGGGAAAUACAACAAACUCAUCGUUGGCGGCAGCUCGGAGACGGUCUCUCCGGCGGGGUACACUUUGGGGGGCGGUCACAGCCCCCUCACCAGGAAACUCGGGCUUGCCGUGGAUAACGUCCUGGAAAUCACGGUCGUGACUGCCGAGGGAUACAUCGCCAACCUGACCUCAUCGUCCACCGUGCUGGUCGACAAGAACGGAGUGGUCAAUACUUCGACUAACACCGACUUGUUUUGGGCUCUGCGCGGCGGCGGAGGCAGCACGUUUGGUGUGGUCACUCGAAUUAAAUACAGGAUCCACGACCCGCCUGCGGAUGGAUUUGUUUAUGCAAC
Molecule: messenger RNA, 1046 nt
Organism: Lingula anatina
Lineage: Eukaryota; Metazoa; Brachiopoda; Lingulata; Lingulida; Lingulidae
Molecular function (GO): FAD binding; oxidoreductase activity
Source: RefSeq, a predicted model, not a curated record